GACAAUCAAAAUCUUGUCCCUGUGUUUCAGCACACGCGAUUUGGGGACUUUGAGCCAACCAGGACAGACAGCUCCGAUAUCCUCAAUGCCUUUUCUUCCUCUUGGUCCCUGGCUUCGGAUAAUGAUCAGCAUGUAUCCAGCCUUUCAAGCCUGGAUCUGACUAUCCUGCCCCCGCCUAACCUUUUCAGCCACACUGGCCCCCUGCAGAAUGAGCUCUCCCAGAACAAGGCGUGGGUGCUGAACCGCUUCAUGAGCAGAAGUGAGGACACGCUUGUGUUUUCAGGGGAUGAGGUUCUGGUAUCGGAUGUGUUAAGAGGGGUCCCUGGCUGCCCAUCCAAGAUCAGGAGUUUGGAGCGCUCUCUCGUCUUCAAGGAACAGGCUGAGAUUUUAGCUCCCAGGCAGCCACACGGUAACUUUGUGGUCCAGCCACCCCGGAAAGGGAUCUUAAAGCAGUCCAACAUGCUACGGGUCCAACCUGAGAACCUACGGAAGUCAAGAUCAGUGGAAAUGCUAGACCAAAACAUUGUCCGAAACCCCACUCCCCAAAGCCAUCCACAAGGAAAGAAGCAAAAAGGGUUUGAUCAAACUAAGCUACCAGCAGGGCAAGCAGAGGCAACCACUACCUCCUCAACAAACCAGGAAUGGAAGCAUAAAGUGCUGGAGGAGAAGGUGAAGUUUUCGCAGUUCCUGGAUGAGAUCAUCUACAGGGUCCUAAGUCCUGCCAAUCUGAAGUCGCUUGGGGCACAGAAACAGGAGAGCCUACCACACUCUCGCACAUCGGCUGCAAAUCCUCCUCCUUCUGCUCCUGUACCUGUACCUCGACAACAGCAGCACCUGUUGCCAGAGGUUAGGAAAGGUUCCCAGACAGACAGGAGCCCCACGUUGAUGAGAAAGAGGGAAGAGAGGAAUCACCAAACAAGGGACAGUUUGGAAAGGAGCCAGAGAGAGAAGGAUGCUGACUCCAGGUUGUGGAACAAACCCACAGCAGCAAAGAGGUGCAUCUUGGAGACUAACCCGGGCCCUGAGUGGCAGUGGAUGGAAACACUGAGGGAAGGCCCCAGGCUGAGGCUUGGGGAGAUGGACAGCAGCCGGGGACCACUGGGUGGGGGAGAAGGAAGUAAGAGGGACUGGCAGGAGAAUUUACGAUGGAAUGUCCCUCCACAGCACCUCCACACUGGGGCAAGCUCAAAGGAAGCAGUGGAUAGGUCUCUUACCUUUGAAAACUCUGCUUCACUUUUAGAUGUGGAUAAAUUAACAGCAGGAACACCAUCUACCUCUUCUAGGCUUACUACAAGCAAGGAAUCCCUUUCCGAUACGGACAGGAUCAAGGUUCUGCAGCAGCAGAAUGAGGACCUGCGACAGAGACUCACCUGUACCACCCUCAAGAUGGAGGCGAUGGAGACGGAGUUCGAAUCCAGCCGGCACUACAUGGAGGCAGAGAUGGGAAGGACCAAGGACGAGCUGGAAAAGAUGAAGGAUAAGUUCCGCAGACUGCAGAACAGUUACACAGCAUCCCAGAGAACCAACCAGGACUUGGAGGACAAACUUCAUGCACUGCUCAGAAUGGUGGAGAACGAUAAGAAAACCAUGGACCACGAGACUGUGGAGCUCACAAAUAAGCUGCUGGAUGCUAAGAAUACCAUCGAUAAACUGGAAGAACUAAAUGAGCGCUAUCGGCAGGACUGUAACUUGGCCGUGCAGCUGUUGAAGUGCAAUAAAUCUCAUUUUAGGAACCACAAGUUUGCUGAUCUUCCUUAUGAGUUACAAGACAUGGUAAACAAGCACAUGAAGACCAGUCCCCCCGAUUCAGGGCAAGUCAAGCCAGAGUUGUUCCCAAGCCUGGCUUCUACUGACGUGGUGCCCACAUCGGUGAUUGCCCGGGUGCUGGAAAAGCCAGAGCCUCUGGUGCUGAACUCUGCCCAGUCGAGCAGCAGCGCAGGGCGCCCCAUGGCAGAGGACGUCUUUGUUCAUGUCGACAUGACUGGGCCGCAGGCUGACAGGAACGGGCUGGGCCAGGAGAACGGUGGGCAGGGUUUGGUGAGAGGAGCGCACCAGCUGCAACAGAACGGGACGUGCGAUCGGCAGGGCAGUGUAGAGAGCCCGGCAGGAGAGGAAGGAGGGAACAGAGCAGCGUUGUCCUCCUUUGAGAAGCUCAACCCGUACCCCACCCCGCAGCACCCCCACCCUCUCUACCCAGGUCGUAAGGUCAUUGAGUUCUCCACCGACGACAAGGUGAAGAUCCCAAAGAACAGCCCGCUGCCAAACUGUACCUAUGCUACCCGACAGGCCAUCUCCCUCAGCCUGGUGCAGGGAGAGGAUGACGGGGAGCGGCAGAGGACAGUACCCAGCAGCCCUGCGGUGUCCGAGGGGGGCUGGCGUUCCGGUGGGGGUUGUGGUCGUGGCAGUCGCUGCACUCCACAGCAGAACAUGGCUGACCUCCGCUCCACCCAGUCUAGCCCCUUCAGUAGCCCACCACCUGUGCCCAGUGCCCUUGCCAGCUUGGCCAGCUCAGAGGAGGACCUUCUAUCCAACUGGCAACGCAUGUUCGUGGAGAAGAUGGCUCCGACUUCCGAGGGAACUCUGGUCAACCGCACCUCCUUCAGCAGCGAGACAGCCCAUGAGCUGCAGAGGAGCUUCCAGGCUAAGAUGGUGCCUGGAGGUGGGAGGGGGACUGGGGAGCAGCAGGGCGCCUACUCAGACGGGGAAGAGUCGUCGGCACGCAGCUGGACUGUCAGUCGUGAAUCCAGUCUGGACACAGAUAACAGCAGCGCUGCAGAGUCCCGAGUCAAAAAGGGACACUACACCACUGACUGCUCCCAGGAGGAGAGCAAGAAGCUCCUUAUGGCUGUAGACACCCAGGACGAUGGUGGCAGCGUUGACACCACCAUUGCUACCACAUCCAUAACCAAGACGAGCCCUGCAGUGAAGAGAAAGGAGUAUGCGGACUUGGGGUCUACUGGGAACUCCACAGAGGAGCGGGACAUCCUGCCUCAGGAGUUCACCAUGAUUGCUCCAAGGGCUUUCCCCAGCUUGGAGGAGUUUGUAGAGAAGCCACCUCUACAUCAUACCACCACAGCCUCCUCCAGGCCCCAGAAGAGCCCCAAACGAAUGGGAGUCCAUCAUCUGCACCGCAAGGAUAGCCUCAACCGGGCACAGGAGCAUGGAAACCUUCUGGAUUAAACGGAUUAGGGAGCAAGAGGGGAGGCGAUGAUAGAUCAGUCUCAGAGAAUUCUCAGACCUGGUCUCAGACCAGUUGUGGUGGAUGAGGAGAAGCUGGUAGCAGAAGCAUGUUAUCUAUGUAUUGCCUGUCUAGAUGAGCCACAUGUGGAUUGAAAAAUGUGGCACUUGUAAGCAGGCUUUUCCCCAUUGAUAAGUUCAGUGCUUUCAGAGCAUUAUCUGGAGAGCACCGGUUGCUAUUCUAUAAAGGUGGCAUUUAGCUUUGUGCUGUCUUGAAAACAAAGUAGUGCAGAGGUCCAUUGCUGUUCUCCUGUAAGUAUCUGUCUAUCUAUCUAUCUAUCCAUCCAUCUAUCUGCUUUUGUUCUAAAGCAUAUAUGACACACACACACACACAUACAUACCUCAGUACUGUAUAGGUUAGAUAUCGAACUACUUCAGACAAACUUGAGGUGCUUUGAAACUCCACCCUAUUAGAGGCAUGACUCACAUCCUUCUGCAAUGCACUGUGCAUUCAACAUUGUGCCCUAUUGGGUACCGUUGGAUUAUUGUGGUCCAGGGAAUCCCAUUGUGCAAAAAUUAAACUGCCCAAGUGCUUAUGCAUUGUAUUUAUCCGCAACCAAGGCAGUUAACAGUUGCCCUCGGGCACUUGAGAGAGUAACGGUUGGGCUGCUGGAUAGUAUAUGGGAGUUGCAGACGUCUGAGUUGCUCAGAGACUGCCCACCUGGUGUUAACAGCAGCGUGUCUGGAGUUGCUGUUGCAGGAUCUUGUUGCCGUUUACAGUAUAAUUUUAGCUGACCCUUUUGUUCACUUGCAGUGCCUAUCCGCUUGUUACGGUGUUUGAUAAGACCGAAAAGAUGUCAGGGUUCCUUUAGUGAUCCCGUUUUAAUAUUAACUUUAGGUGUGUGUGUGUUUGUUUCUUUUAAAACUUGUGGAAUACAGUAUGUUGCCACUGAAGUAUAAUAAGCAAAAGAAGCAUUAUAAAGGCUUCUUCUCAAUCUGCUAAAGUUUACUAGAGCACUUUCAGUUUUUAGUGAUUGCAGGUUUGAACUUGUGUGUUAAUUUGCAUUUUGUCUUGUGUGAAAAUACUGCAAACAAAGCUGUAAAGACUGAAAAUGGACACCUGUAUAAGUGACUCUCUUGUCUUCAUCACAGCAGUGUUUUGUAGGUGUACAGGAAAAAAAAACCUAAGUAUUUUUAUAUUUCACUUUUUUCUUAUUUUUUUUUUAGUACUGCUCAGCUUACUGACAAAGAUCAGAACCCAGGUGCUGAUCCCGACGUUCGCUCUCUGCAUUUUGUAUAAUCUAAUUUGCAUUGGCAAAAGCUUUGUACACUGCUAAAUAAAAAGCAGCAAACAUAUUGCUGUAGCUUGAUUUGCAAAGGGAUGGACACAUGCAGGCCUAUUGAUUUCCUAUGGGCUUGCUUACGCAUGUUUCUGAAAAUUGUCACGUUUUUUUCCUACCAUUUUUUAAUUGUAACAGAAGUAACUAAGUAGUGUUUUACCCAUGUAAGACAGAAGUAACUACAGACUGAUGCAGGUAAAUGUGUGUCAGCUAAUGUGUGAUCACAGUUGUCCUAAUAAACUUUGCCCCCACGUAGACAGGGUCUUUAUCCACCCCAGUAUGUGUAAUACUUCUUGUUCAUUCAUUUGAAUGACCAACAGUGUAAAGCUGUACAGUUUUUAAAAUAAAAAUAUACUAUAACUUUUAAGUUGUACAGCAGUGUACUUUGAUCAGACUGAUCCAUAAACAGCACAUGACCCUUUAGUAGAGAUACUGCCAAAAUGUAUGUUUUUGUGUGUUUUUAUGGUCACGGCUUUGGAGAGAGUUGAUCAUCAAACAUUGGAUUUACAGCAUGAAGUUUUUUUCUUCCGAUGCUUAUUGCAAGUUUAACUGUGGGUUGGUAUCAGACCCAUCAUUAGUUCUAGUCUUGGACUACCUUACCUAAGGUAACAUUUGGUAGUCCCAAGAUUGCUAAUCUGGGUCCUUGGAACCAGCCACCAGAGAGCCAGGUUUAACCCCCGUUGUCAGCCUGCUCUGUUUACUAGAACUGGCACUUCACACGAUCACACUGCGGGUCUUUGACAUACACUGCCAUUUUCUUUCAGUAUUGACAAAAAAUAAAUACACUCACAAUUAUUCUGAAAACGUGGUGCAAUUAGAAAGCAAUGAAUGCGCUGCUUUCCCAACUGGGCUGUACAUGUAAUGGAUGUUGAAGUGGUUUUCAGUAGCAAGUCAGGCUGCUAUAUCUACAUCUGCAGUGUUACUGGAACUGGUGCCCAUACCGAAAGACUGUUUCCUGCUGAGUGAAGGAACAAGUCCUGUGGUAUAACAGGCGAGUCGAAUAUAAAGUGUCUACCAUACAGAAAAUACCUGUCUACAAGCCCAGAGCCAACAGUUCAUUUACACCAACUGUUGCCUCAUGGGGGAGUUAGUUCAGUUUUGUACCAAGAUUUCCUGCAGUGUUCUGUGUCUCUGCAGAAGUACACAUUUUUUUUUAUUUUGAAUUCUGUUGUUAUCUCCGUUUAUCUGAUCAGGAAUAUAAUCUUAAUCCUGUAGCGUUGAUCUUGCAUUUUCUUUGAUUAUUCUAGUUGUUCUUCCUUUUAUUUAUUUUUUUAUUUAGUGUUGAUUUAUUCCUGAUGUUUUACUCUGCGUUGAUUUGUGUUAAUUCCGUUGAUUUUCAGAACUGUCUUUUGACUUCGAGUAAAUGUUCUCCAGAUGGUGAAUCUAUUACUUUGUGUUUUACUUCAAUAAGUUGAUGUCUGUAUAUGACUGCAGUAAAAUCAUGACAACCACAACACAUUCUCAAAUGAAAAACAAAAACAUUUGUUUUUAAUAUAAAUGAGAUGUUAAUGUUGUGCUUAAAAUAAUGGAGCGACUUUUCUGGGUAAAUGGUUAGGUUUAAUAUCACCACUGUACAGUGGUAUCUAUUUCCCAUUUCUGUUAGUACAACAAACCAUAAAUGUAUGUGAAUGGGAAGCAUUCCUGUAAUUAAGGAUUGUCAGUUGUCUUCUCUGUAACAAGUUGUUUUUUGUUGUCCAGUGAUAUUCUUUGCACCAUUUUAAGCAGUUUUAACCCAGUCUUAAGAUCAAUGUGGUUGUCUUUUUAUAAAGUUUUUGUUCUUAGGAGCAAGUGUUAAUAAUGCAGUAUUUCAGAUGUGUCUGUUUUGAGAAUUAAUAGGGUGCUAUAAGUUGUAGAUCGUGGAAUUAAAUGAUUUUUGAAAAUGAGGAAGCACAUGCUUAAGAGUUGAUCAUUGUUGUUGGUCUGUUACGCAGAGCAUGCUGGGAUAAUUAAGUCAAAUUUCCAUGAUUUGAUUCAAAUCAUUGGGAAAUUGCUUGGGUUACAGCAGCUGCCAUACCUUGAUGUUUAAAACACCUCCAUAUUCGGGCUCCUUCCAGUACAGGAGCUCUGCAUGGAGUGCAGGAUGCACCCCUUAGCCUGGAGAUUACAGGUUUGAAUCCAGGCUAUGUCAUUGCUGACCG
This is a messenger RNA of Polyodon spathula (Mississippi paddlefish), 6655 nucleotides long. RefSeq names its product tight junction associated protein 1 (peripheral) (gene tjap1). Gene Ontology annotation, cellular component: trans-Golgi network. Bases 250 to 3180 code for a protein of 976 amino acids. Lineage: Eukaryota; Metazoa; Chordata; Actinopteri; Acipenseriformes; Polyodontidae. Gene Ontology annotation, biological process: Golgi organization. The record is from RefSeq and is a predicted model, not a curated record. The transcript has 7 exons.